Molecule: messenger RNA, 2108 nt
Organism: Cotesia glomerata
Lineage: Eukaryota; Metazoa; Arthropoda; Insecta; Hymenoptera; Braconidae
Product: pair-rule protein odd-paired-like
Exons: 3
Coding region: 296-1750 (484 amino acids)
Biological process (GO): central nervous system development; regulation of transcription by RNA polymerase II
Cellular component (GO): nucleus
Molecular function (GO): RNA polymerase II cis-regulatory region sequence-specific DNA binding; DNA-binding transcription factor activity, RNA polymerase II-specific
Source: RefSeq, a predicted model, not a curated record
CUCGAACUUCUCAGUCCCGCUGUGAACUCAGCAAGGAACGCUACGGAUAUUCUACCUGUUAAACCCAGUACCCAGUGUCGCCUUUAACUCCGGAUUAUAAUCUCGACAAUAAGUUUACUUGGUAAUUUACCCGCUAGUGCUUUUUUUUAUUGCAGUGUAUUGGUGUUAAUGUGCGAAAUGACAUGUUAUGUGAUUGUUGAUAAUAAACCGAUUAAAAUUAAUUAAACAAACAUCAAAGUGUAGCGUUAGUAUUAAUUAGUUUAGGUUAAUUUAAUUUAAAAAAAUAGAUUGCAAAAUGAUGAACACAUUUUUGGAAUCGGUGCCACCCCACCCGCACCCGCACCACUUGGCAAAUUUAGGAAUAAAAUUAUCCCCGGGUCCAAACGACGUUUUGGGAGACAACAAUGUGGUGCAGCCUGCGCCUGGUGAAGCACCUUCGUCCCAACAGCACCAUCAUUUCCACCCACAAAGUUACCCAGGACACCACCCGGCCCACCCAGCCGGACACAUGGCUCCACACAUGGGCCACCACAUAAGCCACCACCCAGGGUACACGACUCGCGAUUUUAUCCUGAGGCGCGAACACGAAUUCAACGCGACGGCAAAUCCAACUACUCCGGAGAGCGGAUUGGGACUGUUCACGCCCCUGCACCAUGAUGGCUCUGGAACAGGCAUGCAGCAGUUCUCUCAUCAUGGGCAGCACCAUCCCCUGGCGGCCAGCCACUACCCGGGUCACUAUGGUCAGGACGCCAGACUGCCCCAUCACCAUCAUCAAUAUCUGGGGCCUCCUCAUCCGGGCCUGACGCCCUCGAUCCACCAGCAACACCCGGUGAGCCACCCGAGCCACCAUCCUCACGGAGCUUUCUUGAGGUACAUGAGGGGCGGCGGGUCCGGGUGUGGUGGCAUGGCUCAGAGACAGGAGAUGUCCUGCAUGUGGGUCAACCAGGACGACAACCCUGCCACCGGGAGGAAGCUUUGCGGGAAACCCUUCAAUACUUUGCAGGACAUUGUCACGCAUUUGACGGUGGAACACGUGGGUGGACCCGAAUGCACCACGCACGCGUGCUUCUGGCAAGGCUGCUCCAGGAACGGCAGGGCGUUCAAGGCCAAGUACAAACUUGUCAAUCAUAUUCGUGUUCAUACUGGAGAAAAACCAUUCGCUUGUCCCUUUACUGGGUGUGGAAAGGUUUUUGCGAGGUCCGAAAACCUUAAGAUUCACAAACGCACGCAUACUGGUGAAAAACCCUUCAAGUGCGAGUACGAGGGUUGCGAGAGGAGGUUCGCCAAUAGUAGCGAUCGCAAGAAACACAGUCAUGUUCACACGUCUGAUAAACCCUAUAACUGCAGAGUCGCGGGUUGUGACAAAUCAUACACACAUCCGAGCUCGUUGCGCAAACAUAUGAAGGUGCACGGAAUGACAAUGGGAGAAGGAAAAGUCAGCAGUGGAUAUGAAAGCGAAGGUGAAGAAAGUAGCAGCAGUGGCGGGAGUUUAUCAGUGACAGGACACACGGAGUCCCCGCAACCACCGGCAAUAGUAUCAUCAACGACAGCGACCACCCCAGUGAACCAUUCGGGUAAUAUAAGUAAUCAUCAUGCGUCGUCAUUGAGGCCACCAGAAAUAAACGAUUGGUUUCACUGUCAACCGCCACCGGUAGGACCGCAGCACAGCCCUCUAUCUGCGCCUCCACCGCCCCACCACCUAGGCCACCAUUUCAACCCCAUCAUGCAUCACCAGGCUGCGGCUUAUUGAGCGCUUGAUCAAUUUAGCUGAAUAAAAAUAAUCAUUUUCGUUGUAUUAUACUACCAAUUAUUUUCAUCAAUGCUGAAUCUUUCAAAAUUCCACACCGUGUGUGUAAAAAAUUUACAUAUAUUUUUUUAGUCACGUUCGUGCCUCUAUUUAAUUAAUAGCCAAAUAUAUUGAAUAAUAUUUAAUCAUUAUUAAUUUUCAUUGCAUAACUCGACAAAAUUAUUUUCACAUAAUUGAAAAUAUCAAUAUAUUUUUUUUAUUCGUUCAAUUACGAGUGAUUAAUUGCAAUUGAAGUUUAUUGAUCGUCAGCCGAGUGAGCUAGUUAAUUUAUUUAUUUAAAAAUUUUUACGACUGUCCAAUU